Thermothielavioides terrestris NRRL 8126 is the source of this 3391-nucleotide messenger RNA. RefSeq lists its product as uncharacterized. Lineage: Eukaryota; Fungi; Ascomycota; Sordariomycetes; Sordariales; Chaetomiaceae. The record is from RefSeq and is a predicted model, not a curated record. Bases 1 to 3207 code for a protein of 1068 amino acids. The transcript has 6 exons.
AUGUCCAUCUGGUGCAAGGCUCAAGCUGAUCUAAUGCCAUCAUGGUCAUGCUUCAUUGCAAUCAAAAGGAGAAACUACCGCCACCGCCCACACGUUCUCGCCGUCGCUCCUCUGCUCCAAAUGGCCGACCUCCAUGUCUGUCUGGCCUCGCCGCCGGCGUACGUGCUGUGCGGCACCCACCGAGCACUGUUCCGCUGGUUCGCCUCGGCCAGCAUCUGGUCCACCUGCUCCAGAGUCAAGGCCUUGGUCCAGGGAAUCAGCAGCACUCAUUCUAGCCCCGAGACAGUCCACGAUGUUCUGGGCCUGCUUGCCGUGCCGCUUCCGGGGGCCUACCCCGACUCUGUCCCGCAGACCCCUGAAGAACACACACACACGAUGCGAACCGAGCGGCAACCCGACCUCAUGCAGCCAGAGCAGCAGCUGCACCACCGCCAGCGCCACAAGCUGCACAAGCCCGGCGACCGCCGCGGUCACAAAUACUCCGAUUCCGGCGUCGGUAUGACUGCUGACGAGCCUAAACUGUUUCAGCCCCUCCCUCCCGUGCUCCGCCCUAUCCGCCCGCAAGAGUCCAUCAGGCCCAAUCUGGAGACGGCGAACCUGCCGCACGGCAUUCAGGAUGAUCGAGUACAAGCUCCUGACAGCAAUGACAGCGGCCUGGAGCAUGCUCUUGCUGCCGGCGACGCGGUAGAACCCGGAAUGGGGUUCACAAACGACGAGACGGCGGCUCUCAAUAAACCUCUCCCUCAGGAUCCUUCUCCCUACGGGGGCAGUCUCCCCGAGGGAACCGCCGGAGGGGUUCACAACUCGGUGGUUGGCCACGGCAGCGCCACGGAUGACCACGCCGAGCACCACCACCUCCCUCCAAAGGGGAGUGGCGUUUACAACACUGUAGUCGGCCACGGCAGCCAGGAUGAGGAGUCCCGGCGCCACCGCCAAACCCGCAACACGGACGGCGCCAGUCCCGACGAUGAAUUUUUUACUCCUCCGCUGCCCGACAUCCCCGAAGAGAGGCAGAAGGAUCCCGGUCUCACUGCUACGUUCUCAGAUGCCCCGCAGAUCGCCCCUGGCUUCCUGCCGGCGACCGCAGUCCGAGACGAUGUCGCUCCCAUCCCCCGCCGCAGAUUGAGCCAACUACUCGCCGAUCCUUUCCUUUGGUCCCAGCUGGUGCGGGCGGUCACGACAAACGGCGACAGUUAUUUCCCUCUAGAUCCGGCACUGCCGCCGCCGGAGCUGCCGGUCUCGGGGCGGGACUGGCUGCUUCCGAGUUUCUGGACCAGCGCCGGGAUGACAGCGGGAGGAGCGGUGGCGGGCAAGCGAAGGCCAUCUUCACAGGCUCUUCCGGAUGAGAAGACUGGAAGCUACUGGGACGAGUCGCCGAAGGGCAAGAGGAAGCACAAGAUCCUUGGCAUCUUCCACCGCCACAAACACAGCAGCAAGGGGGAGCACACUGGGCCCCGCAGAAAGUCCAGCGGCGACGCAGCCUAUCCCGUGAAGGAGGAUGUCACGAAUGUGGACAACUCAACCCGUCUCCGUAAGCACACCAGGGGCUACCGUUCUUCUCCAGCAGGAAAGGCCGCCACGGCCGGCUGUGACAGCCAUGCCAAGGAGAAGGCAGCCGCUGGGGCAGCUGUCGGAGCGGGCGGGUUUGGCCUCUUGCGUCAUCGCAAGAAGCACAGCAUCGGCGAGAAGAACGAGGACACGACAAGCCGAUUUAGCCCUCUGCUAACUGCGGAUGCUGGCGGAGCUGGGCCUGCAGGGGAGGUGCCACGACAGGUCGAACAAGUAUCGACUCCGUACGAGCAUCCCAGGGAGCCGCCGCUGCCACCGCAAGCGGGGUCCGCCGGCGGUGGUACUGCCGGAGGUCCGGGCCACUACAGCCUCCUCGCAAGCGGCACCCCGUCUGGCAAGCAGCAUGUCGUGGGCGCUCAGCCCGGCACCCGAGGGACCACGACCAACGAGCCCGGGAACUACAACACACUCGCCUCAGGGACACCUUCCGGUCUUAACGCUGUCCCUGCUGCGGGAUCUACGGGAAGGAAUGUCGUAGCGGACGAGCCCCGCGACUACAGCGCCCUCGCAUCUGGAAUCCCUUCCGGCAUCAUGCGGGACUCUGCCGUCUCCGCCCCGGAGACCGCAGACCACAACGCCGCGAGUGGAGCGGCCGAGGGCAGCGGGGAUACCGCAGAGUACAACGUCCUCUCCUCCGGGACUCCGUCCGGCGUGAAGGUCAAGCCCAAGUCACCGCGCCAAGCCAUCCACGGCACCGACCGCGCAGCGCCUGCCCGUGACCAGGCCGGAAAUCGGCAGCCCCGUGCGGCCGGGAUCCUGGACAGCCAUUCCGUGUCGGAGCCAACCGCCCCGGCAACCAGCGGACCAGACAGCACAACAGCCAGCCACCCCGACACCGGCCCGGCAGUUCAGCCGUCCUUCCUCACGGCCACGCCACCCCCCUACGGGCGCGCCACCUCGCACCCGAACCCCAGCCAAGAAUCCGUUCCCGGGGUCACCACCUACCCGCGCCCGGAAGCGGCGCACAACAUGAGCCCGGAGGUCAUGCCCACGUCCUACACCACCAUUACCACCACCGCGCCACGCGCCGGGGAGCCGGGCCCCGCCGCCGAGCCGCAUCCCCAUCCCCAACCGAGCACCGGCACCGGACCAGGCUCGUGCACCAGCGCCGGGAUGAGCCCCGCUGUCACGCCGAGGGGGCACAUGGCGUUCGUGGCGGACCGCCACCGAUCUGCCGGCGAUCAGCCCGAGCCGGAAGGGCAUGUCGACACGGAAAAGGACAAGGCCAAGGACAAGGACGGCACCGCCGCCGCUGUGCAAAGGCCGAGGAAUAUGCGCGAGCGGGAGGGUGCGCGUGCGCCUGCGCGCGACCCCGCGCUGGCGGCUGCCUCGGCCUGGUGGGCGCACGCGGAGCGGGGGGAUGGUGGCGCUCGUGCUCCUGCUUCUGAUGCUGCUGCUGCUGCUGCUGCUGCUGCUGCUACUGCUUCUGCUGCUUCUGCUGCUGCUGCUUCUGCUGCUGCUUCAGCUGGUGCUGGUGGUGCUGCUGCUGGCGGUGGUCAGGGGGAAGGGGCGCGAAGUGCAGGUGGUCGGGGUGGUGGAGGGCUGGGCCCGGGAAAGAUUGUGCACCGGUGUGAGCACUGCGGCGGGGAGAAUGAUAUCAGUAGGUACUUUGCGCAGGUUCGGCCGGGGCGGUUGUGACGUUCGCUUUUGGGGGAGGGGUUGGUGGCGGUUAUGUAACAUUGGAAUAUAAGCUUGGAUGGUGAGGGAGGAGAGUGGUAAGUUGUAACUUGUUGGACGGCCUGCCCGUGUUUUGCUUUCUAUACCCGGCAACAACAGUUGUGCUGUAUUAUUAUCUACUACACGAUACCUUGACUAUUCUGUU